AUCUUCGUUGCAAACAUGCACUACUCCGCCAUCCUCUUCGCCGCCGUCACUGGCCUCGCCGCCGCUCAGGUUCAGACCGGCAACUACACCAUUGACCCCAACUCGGUCGAUUCCACCACCAGAGCCAACUGGUGCCGUGCUGAGACCAACACCUGCCCCAUUCUGUGCGGUGGCAACCUCUACAAGUCCAACACUUGCGAGCAGGCGAGCUUCUCUGACUUACACCUGCGUCUGCAACAACGGUCUCUCGCCCGACUUUACGAGAACACCAUCCCCUCGUUCGUCUGCCAGGAGUACAAGGGCCAAUGUCUCGCCACCAACGCUGGCAACGCUACCGCUCAGGACCAGUGCCAGGAGAUUACCUGCGGUACCAAGACUGCCGUCAAUCUCGUCACCUCGUCUGCCGCCUCGUCGUCCAGCUCGGCUGCAUCCAGCGGCUCCAGCGCCGCUGCUAGCGCUACUUCCGCUAUGGCUAGUGGCUCUCAGUCCGCAGCCUCCAGCGCCGCCACCGCUUCCUCUACUGGUGCUGCCAGCGCUGUGACCGUCGGUCACGGUGCUCUCGCUGCCUCUCUGUUCGGUCUCUUCGCCUACGCUCUGUAA
Molecule: messenger RNA, 600 nt
Organism: Aureobasidium vineae
Lineage: Eukaryota; Fungi; Ascomycota; Dothideomycetes; Dothideales; Saccotheciaceae
Source: the annotation of a GenBank genome assembly